GAUGGUUUACACUGUCCAAAAAUGAAAUAAGAGGUUGCUCUCAUGCGAGAGGAUCUCUUUGCCAGUUGAGCACCUCCGCGUCCAACAUCCUGCAUUGAUUUGCUUGCAGUUGAGCACCUCCGCGUCCAACUAGAGAGAGAGAGAGAGAGAGAGAGAAGAGCGAUCAAAGUCGAACAAUACAGGCGUCAGACCGAAUACUCUGUUCUGUUUCUUCUGCUGCUGCCGCUGCUCUGCGCCGCUGUUGCCACUGCGCCUGCGGCCCCCGCCGUCCCCACUUCUUCGCCCCCGUAAGGCAGCGACACCUGUUCGCCUGUCACAGCAGCUCUCGCUGUUCCUCUCCCCUGCCACCACCUUCUCUCUCUCUCUCUCUCUCUCUCUUGGUUUUUCUGAAACUUUAAUCCAAGGAAAGAUGCUUAUGGCAAUGGCAAAGCCUCCUCCUCCUCCUCUCUCUCUAGUCCCCAUAACGAAAGAGGGAAAUCAGGAUUAAUAGCAGUAGGAAGCACCAAUCGACAGGAGAACUUGGAGAGACAGCGCAACAGAGGAUCUUUCUCACACCUGUUCUGUUGUAGCAUUGGAAGAAGCGUGAAGGAGAAGUCUAUCCGUUCAUUCUCUCACCUUCUCUUUCUCUUUCUGUCGUCGUGGUUUCACCUAUAAAGCUCGCGUCAGUCGUCUCUCGUUCUAAAGGUUUCAUCUUUACCUUUUACUUCUCCCUUUGAGAUCGACAGGGUAGCAGAGACGACGACUUAAGGAGCAGGAAUGGAGUUCGAUCUCGAGAACCAGAUGUCGAGCUCUGACGACGAGCAGCAACCUCGGUGGGGCUCCAUCUCGGCGCUCUUCGCCGCCGAGGCCGACCACAUCAUCUCUACCGUCGGCGCUAUUGAUCCCUCCGCCCGGCGAAACGCCGUCUCUCUGGUCCUUCAGGCGCAGUUCAAUUGCAAUCUGGACCCCUUCGUCGCUUGCCUUGCAAUCAACUACAUUGAUCGGUACCUUACCAAGCGCGAAAUCCCGAUAGAGAAGCCGUGGAUCGUUCGUCUCCUCUCCAUCUCCUGCCUAUCCCUCGCGUCCAAGAUGAAGAAAACCUGCAAACCUCUAGCGGAUUUCCUGAGAGAGGAAUAUUUUGUGUUCGACGCCCAAACGAUCCGGAGAAUGGAGCUUCUGGUGCUCGAAGCACUGGAUUGGCGGAUGCGAUCGAUCACCCCCUUCUCCUUUCUCCGGUUCUUCACUUCCUUCUUCUCACCCGCCCAACCCCCUCUCCUCCAAGCACUCCAAGUCCACGCGACCGAGAUCCUUCUCAAAACCCAAAACGAGAUGAAGGUGCUGGAGUUCAAACCUUCAGUGGUGGCCGCCUCCACUCUCCUCUCCGCCGCCUUCGAGUUCUUCCCCGUCCAAUUUCCAGCCUUCCGUUCCGCCCUCGCCUCCUGCGAAUUCGUAAACGAAGAGGAGCUGCGGGAAUGCAGCAGCGCUAUGGGAAUCGCGACGGGCGGCUGCGGUGGUUCGGCAGCGACGGCGCUGGUGUCGAGUUCCAACACGCCGCCGACCGUCCUCGGCCGCGUCUGCUCGAGCUCGGUGAUCGAGCCUUUCACCAUCGGAUCCGCAUCGGACGACCGCGAGCUCACGCAGCGCCGGAUCGCCUACCACGACGGACAAAUAGACAAGUAACGAGGCCUCCUCCGAAAAGGAAACAAAUAAUGAUUGUUUUUGAGCGAAUUCUUUUGUGGAGUCGAUGCCGUGAAUUGAAGAAGGACGCACAGAUCUUUUUGA
This is a messenger RNA of Musa acuminata AAA Group (dessert banana), 1761 nucleotides long. Its product is annotated as cyclin-D6-1-like. Gene Ontology annotation, molecular function: cyclin-dependent protein serine/threonine kinase regulator activity. NCBI's taxonomy places the organism in Eukaryota, Viridiplantae, Streptophyta, Magnoliopsida, Zingiberales, Musaceae. The record is from RefSeq and is a predicted model, not a curated record. Gene Ontology annotation, biological process: regulation of cyclin-dependent protein serine/threonine kinase activity; mitotic cell cycle phase transition. The transcript is spliced from 6 exons. Gene Ontology annotation, cellular component: cytoplasm; cyclin-dependent protein kinase holoenzyme complex; nucleus. Bases 757 to 1659 code for a protein of 300 amino acids.